GAUUUCGUGCACCUUCUGCCAGUCACAUCAUUUGUAGCAGUUCAGGAAAUCAAGAAUGAUCUGAAACAGGAGGUGACAGGUUACAUUAGAAUGGUGACUACACAGUUUUAACUCCAUAUUAGUGAGAAGAGAUCACAGUAUAGGUUGAACAUGGCAGGGGAGACCUUCAAAGCAUUAAGGUUGUGUCAUUUGGCCCUGCUGGGAAGAUGUCCCCGUCCACAGCUACAACUGUACAGAUCCUUCAGCUCACAAAGGCCAAGGAAGAGUCUAGGGUUGUUCUGGAAGAUGUUUUUGGGUGUUCCCGUGGUGGUGGGAGUCCAGUACGCCCUUGCGGAACCUAGAGAGAGACGGAAGAUGAAGAUCUUGGUGAAGGGAGUCAGUCGCUUCUGUAGGUCUAUAUAUGUAGGACUCUAUAUCUCAGUAGAUUAUUGGUGGACCUCCAAUGUGAUGUUACGUGGUUUGGACAAGAGCAGCCCAUCGUUUGUGGCAGGGAUGUCAUUGUGCCAUCAGAGGGCAGCAGAUGGCAUGGUGGAGGGAGCGGUGCAGAACGGGGGGAUAUACGUUAAACUGGGACAGGGACUGUGUGCUUUCAACCACCUGCUGCCUCCUGAGUACGUCAAGACACUGCAGGUCCUGGAGGAUAAGGCUCUCAACAGGAGAUGCAAGGAGGUAGAUGCUCUGUUCAUAGAGGACUUCAACACGACUCCAGACAAGAUGUUUAAGACGUUUGAGUAUGAGCCCAUCGCAGCAGCCAGUCUGGCCCAGGUCCACAAGGCAGAGCUGCAGGACGGGACUCCUGUUGCUGUCAAAGUGCAGUACAUAGACCUCAGGGAUCGGUUCGACGGUGACAUCAGGACUCUGGAGAUCCUACUGGACGUUAUAAAGUUCAUGCACCCCAGCUUCGGCUUCAGAUGGGUCCUCAAGGACUUGAAGGGGACAUUAGCUCAGGAGCUGGACUUUGAGAAUGAGGCCAGGAACUCUGAGAGAUGUGCAGAGGAACUGAAACACUUCAAAUUUGUCGUUGUGCCAAAGGUGUACUGGGACCAAACCAGCAAGAGAGUGUUGACUGCAGAGUUCUGUGAAGGCUGCAAAAUCAACAAUUUGGAAGAAAUCAAAAGACAAGGACUUAGCUUGAGAGAUACUGCUGACAAGCUGAUCCGUACGUUUGCAGAGCAGAUAUUUUACACUGGCUUCAUCCACGCUGACCCUCACCCUGGCAAUGUGCUUGUGAGAAGAGGUCCAGACAAGAAGGCAGAGCUGGUACUGUUGGAUCACGGUCUGUAUGAAUACCUCAGUGAAAUUGACAGGGUAGCACUGUGUAAACUGUGGAGGUCCAUAGUCCUGAGAGAUGAUGCUGCCAUGAAGAGGUACUCCAACAGCCUGGGGGUCAAAGACUACUUCAUCUUCUCUGAGAUGCUGCUGCAACGGCCAAUCAACAUGCGGGAAUUGGGCCUGUCCAACAUCCUGAGUCGUGAGGAGACAACCUAUAUGAGGGACAUGGCUGUCAAUCACUUUGACAACAUCAUGGUUGUGCUCAAAUCCAUGCCACGCCCCAUGCUGCUGGUGUUCAGGAACAUCAACACUGUCCGCAGCAUCAACAUCACACUGGGAGCUCCUGUAGACCGAUACUGUGUCAUGGCUAAGAGCGCUGUGCAAUGUUGGGGGCGGCUCCAGGCAGAGAGGCCGGGUGUCCUUCCAAGGUUCAGGGUGUUGCGAUGGGUGCGGGCCACCUGGGAGAGCCUGAAGUUCGAGUGUGCCCUGAGGUCUGAGAUGGCGAUGAUGAGUCUGACAAGAUCCCUGCUGUCUUUGUUGUCUUACUUCAACCUCAUAUCGCUGGACGAGGAAGUUUACCAAUACCUGAAGUAGAAGCCGACAACCCUAACCUCAGCUGCAUAACCUGAUACUAGUGACUCCUGUUUCAAGCUCAAGAAAUGCAACCCGUUUGACUGGACAUGAUAGUUGGCAAAUGGAUAGAUGUGCUUCCAAAAUGGUGCUAUGCAUUUCCCACAUCUACAGAUUUUAUGAUGUAGAAUUGUCUUAAUCAGUCAGGACAGAAAACGCAGUAAACAUAGCUCCAAGCCAAGGACUUGACUCACCAGCAGUCAUUUCAUUGAGGAGCACUGUCUCAGUGCUGCCAAGGAAAAUGUGAACUGACAUGACAUUAACACUAUUUUAUUAAACACAGAGCCAUUUAAUAUUUGACCUUUCUUUCACUGGGGUUGAAUUUGAUGGCAUUAUGUGAUUCCUGCUGUGACCAGUCGAGAUUGUGCCUUCAUUGACUAAGUCUUAUUAAUAGCCCGUUUAGGCACUGAGCACAUUCAGGCCUUUCAACCCUCCUGUUGUGUUCGUUUCAUGUUAGUGUUCCCGGUCCAAAAUGACCACCUCAUAAUAAAUCCAUGAAAA
Molecule: messenger RNA, 2403 nt
Organism: Oncorhynchus gorbuscha (pink salmon)
Lineage: Eukaryota; Metazoa; Chordata; Actinopteri; Salmoniformes; Salmonidae
Exons: 15
Coding region: 151-1866 (571 amino acids)
Source: RefSeq, a predicted model, not a curated record